Molecule: messenger RNA, 612 nt
Organism: Talaromyces atroroseus
Lineage: Eukaryota; Fungi; Ascomycota; Eurotiomycetes; Eurotiales; Trichocomaceae
Exons: 2
Coding region: 1-612 (203 amino acids)
Molecular function (GO): metal ion binding
Source: RefSeq, a predicted model, not a curated record
AUGCCACAACGGCAAUCGUCAGCCGUCAUUGACCUGACAUCCAACCAGAUCGAUUUCAAUGCGCAGCCAGGACCGUCCUCACAUCCAAACGCAAGUCCCGAACGACGAAGUGUUAAGCGGCGAAGAGUAGACGGCGGUGGCGCAUCAGGCUCCUUCCCCUCCUAUUCAGCAGGUGCAUCAUCUUCGUCCGACGAACUUUCCGCACCACGGCCUCUAGCAGAAGCAGAGGAUGACCAAAUCGAGGCUGUGGAUCUGACCGAAAUAAACGAUGACAAUUCUCUAGCAAAGGUUCUCGCCAAGCAGCGAGAAGAUGCUAUCAAAGCCCAAGCUGCAACGGAAGACAGGGAAGGGCGAACGACUCUAACAGCCACGAAAUGCGCAAUUUGUAUGGAUACGCCAACCGAUGCAACAACCACAGUAUGCGGACACAUGUUUUGUCACAAGUGUAUUAUUGAUUCUCUCCGUUAUGAGGAGGGGCGAUCCGAAACUACGACGGGCAAAGCGAGCCGAGGAAAAUGUCCCGCAUGUCGAAAGCUCCUUUCAAGGAAAGAUACACCCGGCCCCAGACGCGAUCUCAUUCCUUUGCAGUUCAAGUUGAAGCAGCCUUCAUGA